Molecule: messenger RNA, 1679 nt
Organism: Neltuma alba
Lineage: Eukaryota; Viridiplantae; Streptophyta; Magnoliopsida; Fabales; Fabaceae
Product: phytoene synthase 2, chloroplastic
Exons: 7
Coding region: 372-1679 (435 amino acids)
Biological process (GO): biosynthetic process
Molecular function (GO): squalene synthase [NAD(P)H] activity; geranylgeranyl diphosphate synthase activity
Source: RefSeq, a predicted model, not a curated record
GUUGGAUUUCCGUGUGGCUUUUUGGAUUUCAUUGGAUGAGUGUAACGAACUUCUGAAUUUAAUAUUCAGCUCUAGUGCUGAAGUAUGAACACGAGAAACCCGUAACAAUAAAAAUAAAAUAAUGAUGCUGAUAAGCAGUUGUUUUAUCCUUUCUUGCUCUGACUGAUGACUGCGAUUUCUUCAUGAUUUGGAUCCCAUUAUAUAAGCAUUCGUGGUGCAUCUUUUUCAGUUGCGGUUACAGUAGUUCCCAAGAUUUCUAUUGAAUACGGCUUGUUGCUUCUUUUGAUUGGCUGUUCACUCGUUUAAAAGUAGAGGGUAACGAAGGAAGAGUUUUAUUUAUCGAUCGGGUAGCUAUAAUAUAGUGUACAGUCAUGCCUGUGACAUCACUAUGGGUUGUCUCCCCUAGCUUAGAGGUCUCCAAUUGCUCUGGAUUCCUUGAUUCAUUUCGAGACGGGAAGCUGUUUGAUUCUUCCAAGUUUAUCCCGCGUUGUUCAAGUUCGAUCAGAGCAAAGAAGGAUAGGAAGAGGAGGCGGAGACUUUGCUCUUUGAGUACAAAUUUGAAGUAUUCAUGCGUUGGCCAUACUGGCCUAGAGAGUGCUAGCAAUUUACCUUUGCUAUCAAACGUGCUAGCAAACCCAGCGGGAGAAAUGGCUGUUUCAUCAGAGCAGAAGGUCUAUGAGGUGGUGCUUAAGCAGGCUUCCCUGGUUAAGAGGAAGCUAGGAUCUGUUGGGGACCUUGAUGUGAAACCAGAUAUUCCUCUGCCGGGGAAUUUGGGUUUGUUGAGCGAAGCUUAUGAUCGUUGUGGAGAAGUUUGUGCAGAAUAUGCCAAAACGUUUUACUUGGGAACUCAGUUAAUGACCCCUGAAAGGCGAAGGGCUAUUUGGGCUAUAUAUGUGUGGUGUAGGAGAACAGAUGAACUUGUUGAUGGCCCUAAUGCUUCACAUAUAACGCCAACUGCUUUAGAUAGGUGGGAGUCAAGGUUGGAUGAUCUUUUCCAAGGUCGUCCAUUUGAUAUGCUUGAUGCUGCUCUAGCAGAUACAGUUGCCAAAUUUCCUGUUGAUAUUCAGCCGUUUAAAGAUAUGAUCGAAGGAAUGAGAAUGGACCUUAGGAAGUCCAGAUACAAAAAUUUCGAUGAACUUUAUCUUUACUGUUAUUAUGUUGCCGGGACAGUUGGUUUAAUGAGUGUUCCAGUCAUGGGAAUUUCACCAGAGUCACAAGCUACAACAGAGAGUGUAUAUAAUGCUGCCUUGGCCCUAGGAAUUGCAAACCAGCUAACUAACAUACUCAGAGAUGUUGGAGAGGAUGCCAAGAGAGGGAGAGUAUAUCUACCGCAGGAUGAGUUGGCUCAGGCAGGGCUAUCAGAUGAUGACAUAUUUGCAGGGAAGGUGACUGACAAAUGGAGAAACUUCAUGAAGAGCCAAAUUAAAAGGGCAAGGAUGUUUUUUGAUGAGGCUGAGAAGGGAGUCACAGAGCUUAAUGAAGCCAGCAGAUGGCCGGUAUGGGCGUCCUUGUUGUUGUAUCGCCAGAUAUUAGACGAGAUUGAAGCUAAUGAUUAUGACAAUUUCUCAAAGAGAGCAUAUGUAAGCAAGGCCAAGAAAUUACUUUUUCUUCCCAUUGCCUAUGCGAGAUCUAUGAUGCCUCCUUCUUCAAGAAAGUUGUCUCCUUCAAGAAAGACAUAG